AAUCAGAGAAGGAAAUCGACCUGGUGCCAAAAAACUAUUGAUUGUUUUUAUGAAUGAUAAGACAACUGCGUCAAGCGACAAUUUGAUGAAUGUACGAAGGAUGGCUGAAGAGUCGGGUGUUGAUGUUAUUGUUAUUGGUCUUGGAUCGCGUGUUAGUCCGGAACAAAUGGUACAACUGGUUACUGAUGGUGAUGAUAUCAUCCUAGCUAACAUAAACGGUGAAGUGGAUUCUGCAGUAAAAAAGAUAGCUGACAAAGUUGCUGAGACAUCAAGGAAAGUUCCUUCUCCAUGUGAAAAACUGCAAUGCCACUUGUACACUCGGUGUGUUAAUGGCAAAAUUGCACGAUGUCAAUGUCCAUUAAUAUCUAAGUGUGCAACAACUGGUCAAUCAGUAUGUGGUAGUGAUGGUGAGGUUUAUGUUAGUAUUUGUGCAAUGCAAGCUGAGAGUUGUAAGAAGAAUAUUACUGUUACUAUGGCCAAGCCUGGAGAAUGCGGAAUAUCUGAGACAACGUUAGUGUUUGUUAGUGCAAAUGAAAGAACAGGUAAAGAACCGCGUAUUGCAUGGCGAUCUAGCAUACCAGCUAUAUUCAAGUGUUCACUGGAUAGUAGACCUUUCGUCAGGUGUGGAGAUCUUAAUGGAUUGAGAUAUACAGGGCAAUGGAUUGGAAGGAAUAUUUCUGAAGGUCUUCAUAUACUUCGUGUAACACCGGUUUAUGCAGAUGGGAGUGAAGGAACAACAAUAUCUCAUUCGUGGAUUGUUGAUUCCACUGCUCCUUUUGUUAUAAUCAAUCCUUUCGCAUCUUUAACUCGGCAAAAUUCCCCUCAAUUCCGAUGGACUUCCAAUGAGAAUGCGCUGUAUAAAUGUGCAAUCGAUGAUUCAACAACGUUAUUUGACUGUGGAUCAGGUAGAACAUCAAGAUGGCAGUCGUUCGAUUUAACUGAUGGUCAACAUACAUUUUAUUUAAAUGCUGAAGAUUUAUUUGGAAACAGAGCCGCAACACAGGAUCUGACGUUCACAGUUGAUACCACGCCUCCUUUGGUGACAUUUGUUUUACCACCAGAACAAACACCAACAAUGAUCUUACUCAAGUGGACGUCUAAUGAAUUUGCGUUCUUCCAUUGUGCCCUAAAUGACUCUAUGUAUUUGGAAUGUGGGGAAGGCAUAUCAUCACAAUGGCGUAGUUCUUCAUUAGGUGUUGGUCUUCAUACGUUGCACGUUCGAGCUACUGAUAGAGCUGGAAAUAUCGCUACGAGAAAAUCAUACAGCUGGAUAGAAGCACCAUUCGAAAUCAAAAUUACAGAGCAACCUCCUCCAUAUGGAAAUCGUCAACCUGUUUUUAAAUGGACAGCCACAAGAACAGCAACCUUUUUGUGUUCUUUGGAUAAUCAACUUUUCAGAUCAUGUGGACAAGGAUUAACUGGUCAAUGGACUUCAAGAAACAUAAUUCCAGAUGGAAGACACACAUUUAGAUUGAGAGGAACUGAUAGUCGAGGAAAUAUCGUGGAUAUAACAGUUGAUAAUUGGUUGAUUGAUACUGUUCCUCCAACCAUUACUUUUAAUGAUCCUCCUGCAAGAACAACGAGUUUUCCUUCCAUUUCAUGGCAGUCAACAGAAUCAGCUGUCUUUGAAUGUUCACUGACAAUGGACGAUAUGAAAAUUGUGGUAGUGGACGUACUGGAACAUGGAAUGGAAAUGAUUUAAGAGAUGGUAGACAUUAUUUGUCAGUGAGAGGAAGAGACUCUGCUGGUAAUAUAGGAAGAACAGUAACUCAUCAAUUUGAUGUUGCACCAUUCGAAAUCAAAAUUACAGAGCAACCUCCUCCAUAUGGAAAUCGUCAACCUGUUUUUAAAUGGACAGCCACAAGAACAGCAACCUUUUUGUGUUCUUUGAAUAAUCAACUUUUCAGAUCAUGUGGACAAGGAUUAACUGGUCAAUGGACUUCAA
This is a messenger RNA of Xenia sp. Carnegie-2017, 1945 nucleotides long. RefSeq lists its product as uncharacterized. The record is from RefSeq and is a predicted model, not a curated record. Lineage: Eukaryota; Metazoa; Cnidaria; Anthozoa; Malacalcyonacea; Xeniidae. The coding region runs from base 50 to 1702 and encodes 550 amino acids. The transcript has 7 exons. Gene Ontology annotation, molecular function: protein binding.